This is a messenger RNA of Cajanus cajan (pigeon pea), 1428 nucleotides long. RefSeq lists its product as uncharacterized. The record is from RefSeq and is a predicted model, not a curated record. NCBI's taxonomy places the organism in Eukaryota, Viridiplantae, Streptophyta, Magnoliopsida, Fabales, Fabaceae.
GCGCUUCUUCCUUCCUAGUAUUUUCGUUCUGUACUAUAAAUGUGCCGUUUUUUUGAAGACAUCACAUGGAAAAGAGAGAGCAAGAAACUGAAAUUUUGAAUUUUAAUUGAACUCUUAGAGUUGCAGUGUGUGAGGGUCACCCCAUUCCUAUUUCCUGGGUUUAAUCUUUUUCUUUUAUGAUAGGCUCAGAAAGUGGUUUUGUGUUGUGGAUUGAGUCAAACGGAAACACUUUGGAGGACAAAAUUUUGUAGGUAGGGUAACAACCAGGGAGAGAAGUUGGAUUAGUUUUGUGAUUUGUGGAUUUGAGAUGGAUCAUAGAUGUGCCAGAGAUGAGGAUGCUCAAGUUGAUCUUGAAAGUGGGUUGGCACUGGCUGAAGAUGACUCAAAAGAAGGAAAGAUAUUAUACACCAAGAUUUCAUGUGGGCUUGUCGGAGAUUGUCUAAAAGGUGAAGAUGGGUAUAGUGGAUGCUGCAAUGAAUCAAAGUUAACUGUAGUUUCAAUGGACAUGGUGAAAGUGACAAACAAGUUGUACUCAGUAGAGUUUGGAGAGAAUAACAGUACCCCGGUAGCAGUAAAGGAGAAACGCAAAAAGUCCAGUAAUAAGAAGGCUUCCAAACCUCCAAGACCUCCAAGGGCUCCCUCACUGGAUGCAGCUGACCAAAAGCUUAUCAGGGAGAUCAAUGAACUUGCCAUGUUGAAGCGCGCAAGGAUAGAGCGAAUGAAAGCCUUGAAGAGGAUGAAAGCUGCUAAAGUAGCAUCAUCUUCCAGUAGCAGUAUGUUUGCUAUGGUUUUCACUGUUGUCUUCUGUAUUGUCAUAAUACUCCAAGGCAUGUCAUCUGGAAAAGGUGCAGUGGCAACAUUCCAGGAAUCUCCUGUACCUGCAGCUGCAGGAGUAACAGAAGGUGGUCUGGUUGAUGUUCAACACCAACUCAAUCCAUCUUCAAGUAAGCCAAAUGCACCUGUUUUAGAAUCUCACAAAAUUGUACAGCAAAUUACUGGUUCAGAUUUGCUCGCAAAACUGAGAAGAGAUGCAGGUUAAUGCAAAUAUAGUGACACUGACACCAAGAAUGUUGCUGUCAUAUGGUAUUGUACCUCAUGCUUCUCACCAAAGAUUUUUUUCUUGUCUUUCAAAUGUAUUUCAUUGUUAUUAUGAGACUGAAUGUGUUGGGCAAUUGAUCCCCUGUAAGUAUAUUAUUAGUCAAUUGUGGGGUGAGUUAUAUCACUUAAGUGGUGUUGCUGGUAGUUUCCUCCUCAGCAACUGCUUGUUGCAUACACUCGUUGAAAUUUAGAGUUCUAGGAGAUUUUGCUUCCGAAGCUUCACAAUCAUGUGUAAUAAUCACCUAACUAGUGUUAUGUAACUAUCUCUAUUUAUCAUUUUUCAAUUGUGAUGUGAGGGAGAAAAUGCAGCGUUUCAUAUGAUUUUAUUUA